UCCUAUGGAGUGUUUACAUGCACUCUCAGUCGCAUUGGAAGAGGAAUAAACCACCGCCUUCAAUCCGAUCGAAAUUUCAUUCCGAUCCAGCUCAGUCGGAUCGAUUAGGGUGUUUACAUUAACGUUUUUUAAUCCGAUUGAACCGUCAAUCCGAUUACAAAUUGAUUAUUUGGGUGCAUGUAAACGUAGACUCUCUUCUCUACUGACAAAACCAAUAAAGAAUCAGUCAUCAGCGAAGAACGAAGAAAAACACUUUACAGAAGGAUUUUUGUUCAGUUUGUUUCUGAAUAGACAGUAGAUCUCUGUGAUUCUUGUGGUGAUUCGUUUUUCUAACUGUAGUUCAGAAAGUGAAAGUAAAGUUUAGAUCGCUGGAGCUCAAAGAGUGAAAAUGGCGUCACUAUCUGAAGAUGAUUUUUCUUGUCCUGUAUGUCAGGAAAUCUUCAAGAAUCCUGUUGUUUUAUCAUGUAGUCACAGUGUCUGUAAAGAGUGUCUUCAACAGUUCUGGAGAACCAAGAAGACUCAGGAGUGUCCUGUCUGCAGGAGAAGAUCCUCAAGAGAAGAACCUCCAGUUAAUCUUGUGUUAAAAAACUUGUGUGAGUCGUUCCUGAAGGAGAGAAAUGAGAGGCGUUCAUCAGGAUCUGAGGAGAUCUGCAGUUUACACAGUGAGAAACUCAAACUCUUCUGUCUGGAGGACAAACAGCCGGUGUGUGUAGUGUGUAUGAAUUCACAAAAACACCACAAUCAUAAAUUCAGACCCAUCACUGAAGUGGUUUCGUCAUAUAAGGAGGAGCUCAAUACAGCACUGAAAUCAUUACAGGACAAACUAAAACACAAUGAAGAAAUGAAAGGAGAGUUUGAGAAAACAGCUGAACACAUCAAGUCUCAAGCUGAGCACACAGAGCGUCAGAUUAAACAGGAGUUUGAGAAGCUUCAUCAGUUUCUCAGAGAUGAAGAAGAAGCUACAAUCACUGCACUGAGGGAGGAAGAGGAGCAGAAGAAGCAGAGGAUGAAGGAGAAGCUGGAGGAGAUCAACAGACACAUCUCAGCUCUUUCACACACAAUCAAAGACACGGAGGAGAUGAUGAACACCAGCGACGUCUGCUUUCUGAAGGAGUUUCCAGUCUCAAUGGAAAGAGUCCAGAUCUCACAGCCGGAUCCACAGACGCCUUCUGGAGCUUUGAUUCGAGUGCCGCGUUACUUGGGCAACCUGUCGUUCAGAGUCUGGAAGAAGAUGCAGGACGUCGUCCAGAACACUCCUGUCAUUCUGGAUCCAAACACGGCUCAUCCACAUCUCAUGGUGUCUGAUGAUCUGACCAGUGUGAGAUACAGCGAGAACAAACAACCUGUUCCUGAUAAUCCAGAGAGAUUUGACCAGUGUUUCUGUGUUCUGGGUUCAGAGGGUUUGAGCUCAGGAACACACUGCUGGGAUGUGGAGGUUAAACAGAGUAAAUGCUGGAGAAUUGGAGUAACUACAGCAUCAAACCAGAGGAAGGGACAGGAUUUUUUCAGCACUGGUGUCUGGUGUGUGGAGUAUCAUCAGUAUAGACUGUAUUUAGGUUCUGGUUUUCGUGUUAAACAGGAUCUUGAUCGUGUGAGAGUGAAUCUGGACUAUGACGGAGGAACGGUGUCAUUCUCUGAUCCUGUAACUAACACACAUCUACACACAUUCACAACCACCUUCACUGACACACUCACACCAUUCUUCUAUAAUUAUGAUGAUUCUUUCUCUCUGAAGAUCUUACCUGUCAGUAGUCAGUAAUCUGCAGGUCUGGAUCUUCCUGCUUUCAUCUUUCAUCAUGUUUUAAUAUUUAAUCCAGAUCACAUGAGUAAGAGACUGUUGAUCUGAACAUCAGAUCACAAAACAAGGACAUUUAUUCAUCUUUAAAAAUGAGAAAUUAUCAAAACACGUGAUGAAGGCUUCAAAUAAAUCAUCUUAAUCAUAUCUGACCAAUGACAA
Labeo rohita (rohu) is the source of this 1957-nucleotide messenger RNA. Its product is annotated as nuclear factor 7, brain. The record is from RefSeq and is a predicted model, not a curated record. Gene Ontology annotation, molecular function: zinc ion binding; protein binding. The coding region runs from base 389 to 1759 and encodes 456 amino acids. NCBI's taxonomy places the organism in Eukaryota, Metazoa, Chordata, Actinopteri, Cypriniformes, Cyprinidae. The transcript is spliced from 6 exons.